Molecule: messenger RNA, 1434 nt
Organism: Symbiodinium sp. CCMP2456
Lineage: Eukaryota; Dinophyceae; Suessiales; Symbiodiniaceae
Source: the annotation of a GenBank genome assembly
GCCAGCUUCCUGGCGGGGCAGAGCGGGCAAACUAGAUUGCAGAAAACUCUCGAGGAGGAGUCUGAUCGAACAGCCGAGAAUGCACCAGCGCCCGAGGUUGUUGAGAGCGAAGGCCCGGUUAGCAUGCCGUACCCAGGGCAUGUUGUGCCAGACGACACGAUGCUGUCCGAUCUGCUUCCACCGCCAUUGCUGUUGCGCACGUCCGAGCCUCCAACACCUUCCAAUCCUAGUGCCGUGACACCGGCCCACAUGUUGCCAAGCCUCACACCACACCCUGAGGAGUCGGCUAGUUCCCCAAUGCCAAUGCUUGUUGAAGAAAGUGUCGGGGAUGGCGGGGCCGAACCAGAGCCCGCAGCACCGAAUGCAUCAGCGAGUGCGUCUCUUCCUUUAGGAGGAGCACCUUCUGCACCUGCGUCGAGCACAGGCGUUACCAGGCCAGAGCCAGAGACUGCUGGCGGGGCAGUUCCACCAGCUCGGAAGAAGCUGCGGCUUGAUGCUGUUCAAGCAAGUGCAUAUGAUGCUGAGAUGUUUCAUCAUGAUGAGCCGCCAGAGCUCUUUGAUGAGGCCGCCGAGGAAUUUCUUGAUUGCGAGAUUGAGCAGCCCCAGGCCCAGGAUUGGGAUGAUGGUGAGCCCACUCCGGAAAUCCCAGCAAUCCUCAUCAGGCCUGAGAGCGAGAGCGAGCCCGUUUGCAGUGCAGCAGAGCUUGAAGCUAUAGAUGCUGCAGCAGAUGCUUUGGAACUUGCACGGUUGACAAGCAUUGGGGUGCUUGAGCAGUGUGAAUGCUGGCGUGAGGGCCACCGCAGCUUGUCAUCAAAGUACGUCAGGAGCUGGAGACUGAAAGUGUUGAAUGGUGAGAAAAAGUGGCUGCGGCGUUCGCGCCUAGUAGCUCGCGAGUUUGCACACCUUGAUCCUGACCGACAACACCUUUUCGCACCAACGACCACCCAAUGCAUGCUGAGAAUCGUGCCGGCAUUGUUCAUCCGCAACUUUGGUGACAACUGGGCUCUCCUGAGCCUAGAUGUGUCUGAUGCAUUUCUUCAAUGCCAGCAACAGCAUGCAACCUUGACAAAGGUAGAUGGGUUUUGGUAUAAGUUGCACAGAAUGUUGCCGGGGCAGAGAGAUGGUUCGGCAACCUGGUUCGCUGAUUUCAUGCAAGAGGUCAAGGCGGCAGUGUCAGCUGAGCCGCUAGCAGAGCAGCCGGUGCUGUUUCGCAUCCCGCGUUCGCAGCAGUCUGUGACCGGCACAAGUGCCGAAGGAGCCGGCAUGAUCCAUGUUGACGACGUGCUAGCCGCUGGGCUGACGUGGCGUCUGGAAGCCUUGGAAAAGCACCUAAAAGGAAAGUUUAAGGUUUCUUCGGAUUGGAUUCGGGAGGUUGGUGAUCAGGUUACUUUCUUGAAAAGGCGCCAUAUCCUUGUAAGCCCGAUGCUUCUGUGA